AAAUAACUUCCAAUAAGGGAGAUGUUUGACCACAACUUGCACAAUUAUCUCUCUCUAUUCUCUACUCUCUACUCUCAUCAGAGGUAAUAACAUCAUCUACAUAGUGAAAUGGAAAAUGGUUCUGCGGAACCCAAAAGGUUGGAAGGCAAAGUAGCCCUCAUCACAGGUGGAGCAAGUGGAAUUGGUGAGUACACAGCAAAAAGUUUCGUCAAACAUGGUGCUAAAGUCAUGAUUGCUGACAUUCAAGACGAGUUAGGCCAAAAUGUAUGCAACAACAUAGGUCAACAAUCAGCCUCAUACAUCCACUGUGAUGUAACCAUUGAAUCCCAUCUUCAAAAUGCUGUUGAUUCAACACUUUCCAUUUAUGGAAAGUUAGAUAUCAUGAUCAAUAAUGCAGGAUUUGGAGGUUUACAAUAUCCAAAUAUCCUUGACAACACCCAAUUUGAGUUUGAAAAAGUCAUGAAAGUCAACCUUGUGGGACCCUUUUUAGGAACUAAGCAUGCAGCUAGAGUUAUGAUGCCUGCUCAGAGAGGGAGUAUAAUUAAUAUGGGGAGUAUUUCAUGUAGUAUUGCUGGUGCAGCUUCACAUGCUUAUGUUAGUUCAAAGCAUGGUGUAUUAGGGCUUACAAAGAAUAGUGCUGUUGAGCUUGGGAAAUAUGGGAUUAGGGUUAAUUGUUUGUCAUCACAUGUGAUUUCUACCCCAAUGACAAGGGAUUUUUUUAAGUUAGAUGAUGAGGGUUUUUGUAAAGUGUAUUCUAAUAUUAAGGGGGCUAUGUGUACACUUGAAGAUGUUGCUCAAGCUGCUUUAUAUUUGGCUAGUGAUGAUUCUAAGUUUGUAAGUGGGCAUAAUCUUGUUGUGGAUGGUGGCUUUAGUGUUCUCAAUAGAGGAUUUUGUAUGUUUUGAAUUGAAUGACUAAUACAUAUAAGGGAUUGGUGGUUUAAGAGUUAUUUGUGCUUUGUUAGGUAGAAUGAUAAUAACAAUUACUAAAUAAUAACAAUGAGUACUAUGUAUUUCUAUUCACUUAUUGUAAGUUGUUUUCAAGUUAUAAAAUGCAAUGUUCUUUUGGUC
Amaranthus tricolor (Joseph's coat) is the source of this 1068-nucleotide messenger RNA. Its product is annotated as borneol dehydrogenase, mitochondrial-like. Bases 109 to 903 code for a protein of 264 amino acids. The transcript is spliced from 2 exons. NCBI's taxonomy places the organism in Eukaryota, Viridiplantae, Streptophyta, Magnoliopsida, Caryophyllales, Amaranthaceae. The record is from RefSeq and is a predicted model, not a curated record.